UGGAGGAGUAUGGUUGGAUUCAUUUUGAGGUACCCGAACAUCACAUUGCUCACAGGAUAUAGAUUGAUAUUCCUAAAUCACCGCAAUACAGGGUAGACGCAAUACGGCAGAAAUAGCGCGCAUGAUUGCCCGGAUUCAUCGCUGGAACAACGAACAGAUGGAAGGAGAUUCGGCAAAGAUUACGAUCUCUGUAGAGCUAGAGAAACCACGUGCCUCGAAUCUGGAGCUGCUGGUGAAGGGGAUCGAUUAUGUGUUUAUAGGAAAGGAUUUCGCUCGCUAUUUACAACACGAAGCGGCUCGAGCUGCGGUGGAAGGAAUCAAACGGCUGCAUCCCGGCCAAUACACCGUUAUCUGUCCAUGGGGAGCGAGCGAUACGGUUUCACAGGAUGCCGAAGGACGUUGGUACAGCCAACCUACGUAUCCGCCAUCCGUAAUACGUGACAGUCUCGGUGCGGGAGACACCUUUGUGGCUGGUUGCAUUUUUAAGUUGUUCGUAGGGAAAAGCACACUGCCGGAAGCCCUCGAAUAUGCAUCCCGCUUGGCUGGUGCCAAGUUGGCCCAUUUUGGAUUCGAUAUACCGGGUUAUAGUGUGCAAUAGAUAUUGAACAAAGGCUGCUCUGGUCACCGAAUGCUUCUGUUUUCACUGUUUCCCUUUAUUGCUCCGCUGCCUCGUGUACUCAGUUUCCAAAAAGAAAUCAAAGAAAUCGUUCUUUUACAAAUCCGUGCUCCCUUUAUCCUUAACAGCGAGCCGUUGAACGAACAUCAACUUCUAAGCACACACACACACAUAUAGACACGAACCAAUAGCGCCACACGUGGCGUAUUAAAUGUUUAGAACAAUGAGCAAACGUGGUUUUAACGAGAGAGGUUUCUGGUGGUGUGUGCGGUAUGUAGUAAGUAAUCCGCUUUAAUCGGCUUUAAUUAAAUCAGUUGGCAUUAACAUUUUGUUCCGCACUUGUUCACCACCCUCUCUA
Anopheles darlingi is the source of this 974-nucleotide messenger RNA. Its product is annotated as ketohexokinase-like. The transcript has a single exon. NCBI's taxonomy places the organism in Eukaryota, Metazoa, Arthropoda, Insecta, Diptera, Culicidae. Bases 122 to 598 code for a protein of 158 amino acids. The record is from RefSeq and is a predicted model, not a curated record.